CAACCUUCUUCAUAAAGUGGCUAUGAAGCCAAAGUCCUAUUCAAUGCUAAAGGCUCUCUUCUCUCUCUCUCUCUCUCUUCAUCAUGACUUGUAUAUAUUUACGUAUAUAUAACUCAAACAACAUAAAAAGAGAUGUCAUGAAACCCUGAAAGUCCAAACCCAAAACCAAAUCUUUGAGACCCAUAUCACAAAAUUUAAGUUUUCUCUCUCCCCUGUUCCUUAAAUUUUUUUUUUCUUAUUCUUUUGUUUCCUUGUUCUUCCUUCAUGUCGGAUCAUGAAUUUAGAGACUUUUACUACCAUGCAAGUGCAUUCCACAAUGAUCAUCAGCGAAGUGUUGGUGAAACUGACAUGUAUAGGGUUUCAUCAUCACCAGUUGAUCCUUCGUACAUGAGCUUCACUGAUUGUUUACACAGUACUUCCAUGGACUAUGGUUCACUUGAAAAAGCCUUUGGUUUGUCACCUUCAUCCUCUGAAGUGUUUUCUUCAGUCGAAGGCUGCAAUCAGACGACCGAGCAGCAGGUUGUUGUAGGGGAUUUAGGAAAUAAUACCAGUGAAGUUAUGACAAAUCCUAAUUCUUCUAUUUCUUCAUCCUCAAGCGAGGCUGGUUGCGAAGAGGAUUCAGACAAGAGUAAGAAAGAUAGGCAGCCAAAAGCGUCAGAAGAUGGAGGUGAAAGCUCUAAGAAAGGGAACAAAGCAAAAAAGAAAGGAGAGAAGAAGCAAAAAGAACCACGAUUUGCUUUCAUGACUAAAAGUGAAGUUGAUCAUCUAGAAGAUGGCUAUAGAUGGAGAAAAUAUGGACAAAAAGCUGUGAAGAACAGCCCUUAUCCAAGAAGCUACUACAGGUGCACGACUCAGAAGUGUACGGUCAAGAAAAGAGUUGAGAGGUCAUUCCAGGAUCCAUCGAUUGUGAUCACAACAUAUGAAGGCCAACACAACCACCCACUUCCCACAACACUGAGAGGAAGCGCAGCAGCGCUAUUCCCACCUUCACUGUUAACACCAUCACCACUGGCGGGGCCAAGCUUCCAACAUGAAUUAUUUAUGCAGAUGCCUCAUUACAUGACUAAUAACCAAGCUUCUGGUGCAGUUUCAAUGUUUGCAGAAAACUUUAGCCCUUUUCAGCAGUACCACCACCAUCAGGUGCCUGACUAUGGGCUUCUUCAUGACAUGGUUCCUUCCAGGUUCCUUAAGCAUGAACCAUGACGCAUAAGUCUCUUCUACAUCUUUUACUCCUUGUGUGUGUAUAUACAUAUAUAUAUAUAUAUAUUUAACUACUUUAUUAUCAGUUUCAUCUAACUUUCUCUAGAGCCUAAGAAUUAUUCUUCAGUUACUGAUCCGCAAAGGCCUAACAUCAAGGACUAGAUGCACGGCAGUGGGAAAUGUUUUUCUUUGCAGUUGAAACUUGGUUGAGUUGCCACAUACAUUUAAUGGAAAAUGCUUCUUUUGAUAGGAGAUCAGGGUGAGGAGUGCCAUAGUUGUUUUUGAAGGAAAAACCUAGGUUUAAGAGGAUUGCAGACUUGUAAUACUGGAUUAAAGUUGCAUUUAUGUUUGUUUAUCAUUAUCCUUGAUGGAAUUAUCAAAGAAGAAUGCGAGAAAUAUUAUCAACCUCCCUAGUUUCUUUGAGCUAGCUAGCUAGCUAGCUCGCUAGAUAAUGUGAAAUUCUGAUCGAGAAAGAGCUAAUAUUAAGCAAAUUCCGGUUUGAACUUUCCAAAGUGACGUGAUCAUUCCCUUUCCAAGCAGGUUGCAACGUUGAAUACAUAUAAACAUGCAUGAAAAGAAAUUUGACUUCUGUUUCAAUAACAUUGAACACUGUUUUUUUUCUCCUCCUUACUUUGGACUUUGUAAUUUAUCUUAAAAUACAGGACAAAAAAAAAAAAAGAAAAAGGUGUGCUGAAAAUGUUUAAAUAUAUAGCCUAAAUGAGAGAUGCGGCUAAUUCUGAGUCAUCCUGUCUGAAAAGGCAAAAACCUACUCCUAAUUACGGUGUAAUGGCAACUCGCCUAAUUAACAACCCCUUUAAUUCGCUAGUUAUGGAGUACUCUGGAAUUCUUUUCAAGGAAACCGCAAUUUACGAAAAUUAAAAAAAAAAAAUUGUAAGCGCUGAAAUUGAAUCCUAUUUUUGUGAUUUGUAAAAAGAUUAUUUUAA
This is a messenger RNA of Durio zibethinus, 2144 nucleotides long. Its product is annotated as WRKY transcription factor 28-like. The record is from RefSeq and is a predicted model, not a curated record. Gene Ontology annotation, molecular function: DNA-binding transcription factor activity; sequence-specific DNA binding. Gene Ontology annotation, biological process: regulation of DNA-templated transcription. Lineage: Eukaryota; Viridiplantae; Streptophyta; Magnoliopsida; Malvales; Malvaceae.